Messenger RNA from Ostrinia nubilalis (European corn borer), 3132 nucleotides. RefSeq names its product A disintegrin and metalloproteinase with thrombospondin motifs 1-like (gene Adamts-1). Gene Ontology annotation, molecular function: metalloendopeptidase activity. NCBI's taxonomy places the organism in Eukaryota, Metazoa, Arthropoda, Insecta, Lepidoptera, Crambidae. Gene Ontology annotation, biological process: proteolysis; extracellular matrix organization. Gene Ontology annotation, cellular component: extracellular matrix. The coding region runs from base 16 to 3069 and encodes 1017 amino acids. The record is from RefSeq and is a predicted model, not a curated record. The transcript is spliced from 17 exons.
GCGCCAUGUGCGUAGAUGCGUGAGCGCAGCGACGCGCGCGACGCUGCCCAGAGAGCCCAAGCCCGCGGCGGCGCGCGGACGAUGCCGCGAUGGCUGACGGCCGCCAUGCUGCUCGCCACCGCCGGCGCCUGGAGCCCGCCGCGCCCCGGCUCCCGCGGCAACGCCACCCGCCACCUCCACAUCCUCGGCUGGCACCUCGAGCUCCAAGAAAACCGCGCCAUCCGAUCCCCCUACUACGACGAGUGCCAGUUCUACCGAGGACGAGUGCUCCACGAGGAGCAGUCCUCCGUCACCGUCACCGAGUGCGACGGCCAGCUCUACGGGCUGCUCCAAGUUGGAAACGAGGAGUUCGUCCUGCAGCCCACGAGUCCCGGCUCGACGCACGUGCUGCGCCGGCGCGACGUGCUGUGGUCGGAGCGGCCGGCCCAGUACAACCUCACCGGCGACACGGUCGCCGAUCUUGAACUUGACUUCGAGGAAGAUGAUGAACCGACACCGCACGUGCGUCCGAGACACAGCGACCACUCGGACACCGAAUACUUUCGCGAUGUGCGCCCGGUCACUCGCCCCGUGUCAGGUGUGAACGGAUUGUGGCUCGAAAUGGCAAUAGUGGCGGAUCACACGAUGCUGAAGUUCCACGGUCGCGAGAGAGUCAAGCACUACAUUUUAGCUUUAAUGAACAUCGUCAGUGCUAUCUUUAACGACCCGUCGUUGGAUGCAAACAUAACACUCGUUAUCAACAAACUGUUUUUGUACGAAGAGAAAGAUCCUAUUAUAAAAUUCGGGAAUGUGAAGAAAUCUUUGGAAGCUGUGAAUAAAUGGAACUAUCGGCACUUGAUGAGGCUACCCGCUGAAAGCACUGGCUGGGACGCGACGGUGUGGCUGACUCGCGCGCAGUUAGGCGGGCCCUCGGGCUUCGCCCCCGUGGGGGGUGUAUGCUCCCGGACGCGCUCCGCUGCCAUCGACCGCGAUGAAGGGCUCACCAGCGCCUUCGUCAUUGCACACGAGUUGGCACAUCUACUAGGUCUCACCCACGAUGGAGAAGGUCAAUGCGAAAAGGAUUCUCUCCGCGGAUCGGUGAUGGCGCCAACGGUGCUGGCCACUCUUCAAAACUACGCCUGGUCUGCAUGUUCCAAGGAGCAGUUCCACGAAAAGUCAAAGAAAUGGUGGUGCCUCCAUGAGAGAAGUCAAGACGAAGGGGUGGAACUGGGAGGUGCUAAGGAGAUCUCAAACUACGUGUUCACCAUGGACGAACAGUGUCGGACGGAGUUUGGAGAAGGGUUCUCAGUAUGCAGGACGGUGAAGGUGAAGUCAGCCUGUUCAAGGCUCUGGUGCGCUCACCGCGCGGUGCCGCACGUCUGCCGAUCCAAGCGCGCGCCGCCGAUGGAAGGCACGCCUUGUGGACAUAACCGGUGGUGUGUGGACCGAGUAUGCGAGCUCAUGCCGGGGCAAGUGGAGACGAAGGUGGAGGAGCCAGCUACUCCGCAGUGGGACGAGUGGAGCACUUGGAGCGAGUGCAGCGCCGACUGCGGCUACGGGCUGCGCCGGCGCAUACGGCGCUGUCGGUACAAGGGGUCAGUGUCAAACACCGCCUGCGAAGGCGCCGGGUCGCAGGUGACGGCUUGCUGGGCGGGCAGAGCGUGCGCUGACACGCGCGAUGCACGCUCUGAACUCUGCGCCAGGCAGGAUCGGAGGCUCAUACCGUUUAUGCACAGUGAUGAAUCCAAGCAAUGUGAAAUUUGGUGUGUGGAUUUCUCUGGCGGGGACGCGUCUACGUUCGGAGCCCUGCCCGACGGCGCGCCCUGCAGCUACGACCGGCCCUUUGAUGUCUGCUACCAGGGCGCGUGCGUAAGAGGUCAAUGCAACGCGACCGACCUGGGCUGCAACUGGUGUCCCGAUGGAUACUGCAGCAAUAACACCUACAUCUACACCAGACAUCUUGAAAAAGGUUGGACCCGCAUGGUAGUAAUACCGCACGACGCCCACCAAGUCUCCAUCAAAAUAUCCACCCCCAUUCCCCUUAAAAUAGCCAUCCGAGAGCGCAAAAGGGAUCGGCACAUUCUCGAACUGAGCAAACACAACUCAAGGAAAUUCGAAACUGACCAUUACCAAGACAAUUACUUGAAAUAUGAGCCUGUCCCUCAGAACCUGCAGAUUGUAGAAGUUGAUAACAACGUGAUAAAUAUAAAGGAGGGGAGUGAACGUUACGGGUGGGAGGGUUCCGUGGUGGCAGCUGGAACCCUCCUGAGGUGGAAUCAGACUGACACUGACAUUUCUAUCACUGCCAACUCGAGGCUACAAACGGAUUUGAUGAUUAUGGCAGUCCCCGAGCACCGAGUGCCGGAUAACGAGGUAGCUAGCGUGGUGGUCGCCGUCAACCACAGCACGCCGGCGUCGCGCUACCGACCCCUGGAGUACAGAUGGUCGACGGAGCGGGGCCAGUGUUCUGCGUCGUGUGGUGGCGGCGUGCGCCUGGUGCGCCCGCGAUGCCUUCGCGGACAAAGGUGCCCGCCGCAGCGGUACGAGAAAUGCAACACUCACAGCUGCGAGUUCAAAUGGAUUCCCGAUGAAUGGGAGACAUGCAGCGCCACUUGUGGAACCGAGGGUAUGCAGGAGAGGCAACUUUUCUGCGUACCAGCUAACCUCACGACAUCUUCAAGAAUGGAACUGAUUAGGCACAGUGUGUCACCUGCGCUCUGUCCUUCAGAAAAACCUGCAAAGCAACAACCUUGCAACAGGAUCCCAUGCCCGGUCUACUGGCGGGAGAUGGCCUGGACUCCGUGUUCAACAACCUGCGGCCGCGGCGUAUCCUACCGCCCUCUAGUCUGUCCAGCAUCAGACGAACUAUACUGCGGUCCAAAGCCCCGCGAGCGACGCAAGCGCUGCCGACUACGGCGCUGCCCCCCCGCCCGCGCGCCCGCCUGCCCCGCUGCCGACGCGACUCAGUACUGCGAGUAUUUCGCUGCAGAUGAGCUGAAGAGAAACUGCGCAGUUCCCCCUUUCAGAAAGUACUGCUGCAACGCGUGCAGGGAUGUCGAUAACUCUGUUAGUCGACGCAGCUCGGGAUAGCGAUGAAUUUGGAACCGUAUUACCGAAGCAAAAGCAAUUAAAAGAUUAUUUAUGCCCGUUUUC